GAAUCUUGUUUUUGUGUCGAUCGAUGCUGUUGUUGGUAGACCGAAAAAAUAUUUAAAUUGAAAAGAAACAAAAAAACGGCGAUAAACACCAACUUACCAAAAGAAAAACUGAUGUUAACUGUUCCUUAGCUGUAGGGAGUGCAGUUUUAUUGUCUGAAUGUGCCUUUUAUCAGUGUAAUUACCCGAUAGCCGGUACCGAUAGUAAACCUGCAAUAUGACCGAGACUUCUUGCUAUAUCCUGGACAACGGAGCCUACACGGCCAAGGUGGGCUUCUCCUCUAUGGAGCCGAAGAUCGUGCCGAACUGUAUCAUGAAAGCGAAGUCGGAAAGACGUCGGCCUUUUGUGGGAUCUCAGAUAGACGAUUGCAGAGAUGCAUCUGGUCUUUUCUACAUCCUCCCGUUCCAAAAGGGUUUUCUAAUCAACUGGGACACACAGAAAACGGUUUGGGACUACAUUUUCAGCAAAGAGUGUUGUCCAGUCAACUUUAACGACACCCCGUUGAUUAUAACCGAGCCUCUUUUCAAUUUUGCGUCGAUACAGGAGGCCAUGACUGAGAUUUUCUUCGAAGAGUACGAGUGUCAGUCGUUAUUAAGGAUUAAUGCAACUGAUCUAGCGGAGUAUUGUUACCGGAAGACGCAUAAUAACCAGUGUACCGUUGUUGUUGAUACAGGAUAUAGCUUUACGAAUAUAGUUCCGUAUAUAAACGGUAAGAAGUACCGGGAAGGCAUAAGAAGGAUAGACGUUGGUGGUAAAGUGCUGACUAAUCAUUUGAAGGAGAUAUUGUCGUACAGACAGCUCAAUGUGAUGGAUGAGACGUAUGUUAUCAAUCAGGUUAAAGAGGACUCGUGUUAUGUGUCACAGGACUUUAAAGGCGAUAUGGAGAUAGCUAGAAAGAAAGGCAAUGAAAACACCAUCAUCAAGGACUAUGUUCUUCCCGACUACACAACUAUCCGACGAGGAUUCCUUCGUGAUGUUGUUAAACCAGACGAAGACUUGGAGCAGCAGACUUUACGUUUGAACAAUGAACGAUUCACAAUACCAGAAUUAUUAUUCCACCCUUCAGAUGUUGGAAUCCCACAGAUGGGCAUACCAGAAGCUAUAAUGAAUUCUAUUGAGGCGUGCCCAGAAGAGAACAUGGAAAAUUUGCUGGGAAACAUAGUUUUAUAUGGUGGAAACGCCUUGUUUCCAGGUUUCCGUGACCGUGUUUACAAUGAAGUUCGAUCUCUAGCACUAGACCACUUCGAUGUCAAUGUACAUUUAGCAGAAAAUCCUGUUACGUAUGCAUGGGAAGGUGGAAAGACUAUAUUUAGAGAUCCAGACUUCUAUUCGUUCUGUAUGACGAAAGAGGAGUAUGAGGAAGAAGGGAAGGCUCUAGCAUUUGAACGGUUUGACAUAUAACGGAGAAAACGAGCGAGACUGUCUUCUGACUAAGGCUCCUCGUUCGUUAAACGAUGAAAUGUUAAAGUAAUUAAAUACUAAAAGCUGUUCCUAGGUGAAAUGUAUGAGUGCUGGCGAAUUCUGAUUCAUAAAGUGAAUUUCUGACAGUUUUCAUUCCGGGAUUGCUUUACGGAGCGAAAUAACCACCUACAAAAAACGCCGAUGCGAACGAUUUCGGAAUGAAAACUGUCACGUUUGUAAUUUUGUCUACAAUCCGAUCAAACUAACUGUGCACCACGAUGGAAUGCGACUCUUCGCACACCUUCCCGCGGUUGCCCGGUCCGUACCACAGCGUCGAUGUGACGUCACGGCUGCCAGGUGCGCAGUUAAUUAACUCGCCCGGGUUGUAAGGGGGGUGCAAUUAAACAUCCUUGCAAUGCCCCCCGACGCACAGUGAUUCGAGUAGAACAAGCUAGCUGGACAAUAUUAUUUUUUUACUUUAAUGGGUUUAAUACACGCAUUACUUACUUUUUUGUGCAAUUUAAGAUUAAUUAGGCUUGUUAUUAUAAUUAUUAUAGGUAGGUUUGAAAAAAAAAAUUUUUUUUGGUAAUAAAAUAUUUAUUUCCUAAAAUUAAGAGAAACAGACUAAAAAGGAAAGAAGAAACUAACUUUACAGUAUAAUAAUAAUUGGUCUUAUGAUGUAUUAGGUGUUAAAGUAUGAAAUUCCCGUUUUUAUGGAGAAUUUAAUGAAAAUCAAUUUUUCGAUAUAAACAUUUUUGCGAUUUAUAUGGAACAAAGAAUCUCAUUUUUUUUUAUUUAGUGGGUAGUCUGGGACAACAUUAAUGACUUGCCAAGUGGCUGUGGCCAGCAGACAUUUGCGCUGCAGCUUCAGCAGCCAAUAUCAGUUCUCAAGUACUUCUUGAGGAAAUGAGGUCUAAAAGUCUUCUUCUUUUCGUCUUUUUGCUGGACUCGUCGAACUCCUUGAGUGGUCGUCCAGGUGUAGAAUCUUUCGACGUGGUAGACUGAACUUUAUGAACAGAAACAUGUAACACUAUGGCUCCGGGAAUCCACUCAGUUUUGUUUUUCAUGAAGCGUUCCCUGUUUUGCCGUAUUUCGUCCAUUGAAAUGAAAUUGAAAUGCGACUGAUGCUAUUCUUCAACUCUCUGAGCGAAUUUUCGUGAUCCCAAUACAUCACAUUUUGAGAAUAUAAAUUAAAAAUCAUGCUAUUCUGGUCACUUUUUCAAUGUUUUAAUCAUUAAUCAAAAAACUUGAUUUUUUAUUAAUCUGAAAAAAUAAAAUUGUUGUGCAAAAGUGUGCAAACUGAAACUGGUAUAUUUGAAUACUAGAGGGUUACAGCUACAAUAUAUAUAAAUUCCAGACUGGGGUCAAGUGGGGGCAUACAACUUCUAGUCUUCCAAACAUAAAAUUUUGAGAAAAAUAUAAAGGUCAACAUUUCGCCAUACUUUUUAAAACUAUGUGCAUUAUUAUGCACCUUAUUGUACAGAAAAUAAAAAGUACUUACCCUUAUCUUCAAAAUCCAUCACACAAAUAUUUGGUCACCAUAGUAAAAAAUAAUGUCAGGUGUUGUCGAAAGUCGAGCAAAAUUAGGUAUUAAAAAUUACACUAUCCUCAUAUCCUCACUUACCAUGUUAAUUACUCACGACUAGGUAAUUAACAAAGUAAAAAAUUGUGGAAUCCUUAAUGUCUGGGAUGUUGUUUAUCGUUUUUUAUAAACGAUAAUCAGAAAUUCAACAAUGACUUUUGUCCAGCUAGCUUGUUCUACACGAAUCACAGUGCGACGCUUAUAAAUAUUCUUAACUAGACGUGGACGCUAUUUGGUGGUCCCGGAAUCAAAGCCGGAGUAGAUAUAAAAAAAUUGCAACUAUUUUUAUAAAAUGUGAUAAUGAAAUGAUGUCGAAAUUAUAAUAAUUUGAAUUACGUGAGAA
Ostrinia nubilalis (European corn borer) is the source of this 3324-nucleotide messenger RNA. RefSeq names its product actin-related protein 6 (gene Arp6). Bases 215 to 1399 code for a protein of 394 amino acids. NCBI's taxonomy places the organism in Eukaryota, Metazoa, Arthropoda, Insecta, Lepidoptera, Crambidae. Gene Ontology annotation, cellular component: Swr1 complex. The record is from RefSeq and is a predicted model, not a curated record. Gene Ontology annotation, molecular function: nucleosome binding. The transcript is spliced from 2 exons.